UUGUUUUCCCUUUUCCAGACGAUUCAGCACAAACUUGCGGAAAUCAAAACAGAUGUGGUCGUUGCCAGAGCAUUUGUCGACCAGUGCUUGGAACUGCAUAAUCGCAAAGCGUUGGAUGGAGCUAUGGCUUCAAUGGCCAAAUUCUGGAUAUCAGAUUUGCUGAACAAGCGAGCUUACGACUGUGUACAACUCCACGGAGGCUGGGGAUACAUGUGGGAGUAUCCCAUUUGCAAGGCUUACGUAGAUGCCCGCGUCCAGUCCAUUUAUGGAGGAACGAACGAGAUCAUGAAAGAACUAAUUGCCAGGACCAUAAUGGCGUGAUCCUUCAAACACCCGAAUGCGUCUAGCAUGAGUGAAAAAAAAGACAUUCACAUUUUGUGUAUUCAAAAUUUAAAUUUUGCUGAGUUUGUCCUUGGCUCGAGAGUAUUUUUGUUGUUUGUUCGUUCGUUUUUGCUCCUGUGUUCUCUUCGGGAAGAGUAUUUUUUCAUAUCGCUGCACCUUUUUUUUUCAGUCGGACAAAGUCCUUGAUAUUUAGCAAUUAAACACAUUUUACUCUUCUGUGUUCUGGACGUUAGUCAUAUGUCUUGAAAGAAUGCACUAUGUUUUUUGAAUGCAACUAACGAAGUUUUCAUUUCUCGAAGCUGUGGUCAAUAUCGAGAAUUCCUCAAAUGAACACAGGUGUGUUCUUCUAAGCCCUUCUAACUGAACAAUUUUUCUUGUAAAUUCUAGUUUCACCGUUUGUUUAAAAAUACAGUACUGUACUCCACAUCUUUCAUAUGCCAGUGAUUUCUGCGCGCGGUUCAUAAAAAAUUUGAUGCGUGAUAGUAUCAUUCAACGCGAUCCAUGGC
Notodromas monacha is the source of this 848-nucleotide messenger RNA. NCBI's taxonomy places the organism in Eukaryota, Metazoa, Arthropoda, Ostracoda, Podocopida, Cyprididae. The record is from the annotation of a GenBank genome assembly.